AUGGUUCUGAUUAAAUUCACAAACUGCCGAAUUUUACAGGGUGACAAACUUGUGAAUGAGGACUUCUGUAUCUGCACAAAUGCAGGAAAGAUCGUUGAUGGACAAGAGGCUUUUUAUCAUUCAUCAAGCCUUCAUACUGAUAUCAUUGAUGCAGGAGGAAAAAUUAUUUCACCCGGUCUGAUUGAUUGUCAGGUUAACGGCGCUUUUGGAUUCAAUUUUUCAACCAUACCGGAUGACAUGAACGCAUAUGUCAGCAGCCUUGGUUGUAUCAAAAGUUCAAAGGUCCUUCCAUUCCAUAAGCCAACCGGCUUGCGUAUCGCAAAAGCUGGCGCUGAGAGUCUUGGCGCGCACUGCGAGGGCCCUUUCUUAAAUCCUACGAAAAAUGGAGCACACGAUAUCGGCGUGUUGGCAGAAGCAUUUUCCUUUGCUGACCUUGAGGAAUGCUAUGGCAGAGAACACUUUAUUGCCAAAUCGAACACCGAAUGCCUCCCAAUUAAGAUGAUCACUGUCUCACCAGAGCUGGGCGACAUGAUGUCCCUUAUACCUGAGCUAGCUAGACGACGGAUCAUAUGUUCUAUUGGGCAUUCGGAAGCAACAUAUGAAGAGGCUCGCAAAGCUAUGGAUCAGGGGGCUUCUAUGGUUACUCAUCUUUUCAACGCUAUGAGACCCCUACAUCACAGAGAUCCAGGCAUCAUUGGGCUACUGGGCAACAACGCAUUGCCGCAUGAGCACUUUUUCGGGCUCGUUGCCGACGGAAUUCACUUGCAUCCAAUGGUAAUCAACCUUGCCAUCAUCUCACAACCAGAUAAGUGCAUAUUAGUCACCGAUGCUAUGCACUUGUUGGGACUUCCUGACGGGGUAUACCCUUGGACAAACGGCGGCUCUACAUACAAUAUUACAAAAUCCGGUGCUAAACUGCUUCUUGCCGACUCGGACAAAAUUGCUGGCAGGUGA
Molecule: messenger RNA, 954 nt
Organism: Trichoderma gamsii
Lineage: Eukaryota; Fungi; Ascomycota; Sordariomycetes; Hypocreales; Hypocreaceae
Product: N-acetylglucosamine-6-phosphate deacetylase
Exons: 3
Coding region: 1-954 (317 amino acids)
Biological process (GO): N-acetylglucosamine catabolic process
Molecular function (GO): N-acetylglucosamine-6-phosphate deacetylase activity
Source: RefSeq, a predicted model, not a curated record